Messenger RNA from Miscanthus lutarioriparius, 1752 nucleotides. NCBI's taxonomy places the organism in Eukaryota, Viridiplantae, Streptophyta, Magnoliopsida, Poales, Poaceae. The record is from the annotation of a GenBank genome assembly.
AUGGCGAGGAUUCUCCAGGUUGUGGCGCCGCUCCUCCUCCUCCUGCUCCCCACUGGCCUCCGGGAGCUCCUCUCGCCCACGACGACGAUCGACCACCAGCCGUCGGAGGGUGCUGCCAACGGCGGCGGAACAACGACCGGCGGCGGCGAGGUCCUCCUCCACCCGCUGGUGCUGGUUCCCGGGCUGACCUGCAGCGAGCUGGAGGCGCGGCUCACGGACGCCUACCGCCCCUCCGUGCCGCGGUGCGGCGCGAUGAAGGGGAAGGGCUGGUUCGGGCUCUGGGCCAACUGCUCCGACCUGCCCGCGCACCACUACGUGCAGUGCUUCAUCGAGCAGAUGACCCUCGUCUACGACCCCGCCGCCAACGACUACCGGAACCUCCCCGGCGUCGAGACGCGCGUGCGCGGCUUCGGCUCCUCCCGAGGCUUCCAGAGGAACCCGGAGCACACGACCUGGUGCUUUGAGGUCCUUAGACACGAGCUCGAAAAGGCCGGGUACCGCGACGGCGACACCCUGUUCGCCGCCCAGUACGACCUCCGCUACGCCCCGCCGGUGCCCGGCCAGUCAUCGGAGGUGUUCUCGCGCUACUUCCGGCGGCUGACGAGGCUCAUCGAGGACGCGAGCGAGAAGAACGAGAACAAGAAGGUGAUCCUCUUCGGGCACAGCUUCGGGGGGAUGGUGGCGCUGGAGUUCGUGCGGAGCACGCCCAUGUCGUGGCGAGACAGGUACAUCAAGCACCUCAUCCUCGUCGCUCCGGUGCCGGCGGAAGGGCUCGUGCAGACGCUGCACUACUUCGUCUCCGGGUCCGACCUGAUGUACAUCCCCACGGUCGCCCAGCUAUCGCUGACGCUGAGGCCCAUGUGGAGGAGCUUCGAGUCCUCCAUCGUCAACAUCCCGUCCCCGGCGGUGUUCGGGGACAGGCCGCUCGUGGUCACCGCGCGGAGGAACUACUCCGCCUACGACGUGGAGGACCUCCUGGCCGACAUCGGCUUCGGCGCCGGCGUGGAGCCUUUCACGAGACGAGCGGUCCCGAAGAUGACCUCCUUCCAGGCCCCCAUGGUGCCGACGACGUGCAUCAACGGAGUGGGCAAUAACGGCACGCCGGAGCAGCUGGUUUACUGGGACGGCGACUUCGACGCGGAACCCGAGAUAGUGUAUGGCGACGGAGACAAUACCAUCAAUUUGAUCAGCAUGUUGGCGUUCGACGAGAAGAUGCGUCGGCAGCCGGAGCAGAACAAGCUGUACAAGUCCAUCAAACUUCAUGGGGCUGAGCACGGUACUAUUGUGAGAGAGGACUGGGCGCUCAAGCGGGUCAUGCAAGAAAUCCUCGAAGCCAAUCGGGACGAUUUUCUUGUUGCUAGCACUGACGGACCGGGGACAAAGCUGAAGCUUGCUUUCGAAAUUGGUAUUUAUGAUAUAGUCGGCAUUGACCUUACAGCAGAAAUGUCUGGUUUCUACACAGAGGGUGAAUAUGAUCUUAGUGGUUUUGCUGUUGGAAACAUUGAUGAUGCAGCGAUGCGGCGAACAUUCAUGGGCAUCAGAAUGGUUCUUGUGGUAAGCAGAGAGUCUGCGGACAGAAUUAUUGAAGACACCCAUGGAGCAAAGCCUACUUAUGGCAUUGGAGAUGUGAUCCAUGGUGAGGGGAAUGCGCGCGAGCUGUUUGAUAAAAUGAUGGCAAAGAAUCUCAUGGCUUGGACGGCGAUGAUUAAUGGUAAUGCACAGACUGGGCGGCCGAAGGCGGCACUGGCAUGA